Molecule: messenger RNA, 1765 nt
Organism: Camelus dromedarius (Arabian camel)
Lineage: Eukaryota; Metazoa; Chordata; Mammalia; Artiodactyla; Camelidae
Product: cytochrome P450 2C21
Exons: 9
Coding region: 16-1488 (490 amino acids)
Biological process (GO): xenobiotic metabolic process
Cellular component (GO): cytoplasm; intracellular membrane-bounded organelle
Molecular function (GO): oxidoreductase activity, acting on paired donors, with incorporation or reduction of molecular oxygen, reduced flavin or flavoprotein as one donor, and incorporation of one atom of oxygen; iron ion binding; heme binding
Source: RefSeq, a predicted model, not a curated record
ACACAAGGCACAUCAAUGGAUCUCUUCAUAGUCCUGGUGAUUUGUCUUUCUUUUUUGAUUUUCCUUUUUCUGUGGAACCAAAGCUAUGCCAAAGGGAAGCUGCCACCUGGCCCUACCCCUCUCCCCAUCAUUGGGAAUAUUCUACAGAUAAACAUUAAGGAUGUCACCAAAUCCCUGAGCAAGCUAGCAGAAGUCUAUGGCCCUGUGUUCACUGUAUAUUUUGGCAUGAAGCCCACCGUGGUGUUAUACGGAUAUGAAGCAGUGAAGGAAGCUUUGAUUGAUCAGAGUGAGGAGUUCUCUGGCCGAGGCAGUUUACCAAUAGUAGACAGAAUCAACCAGGGAUUAGGAAUUGUUUUCAGCAGUGGAGAAAAAUGGAAGCAAACCCGGCGUUUCUCCCUCAUGGUUUUGCGGAAUAUGGGGAUGGGGAAGAAGACUAUUGAAGAUAGAAUUCAAGAGGAAGCCUUGUGUUUGGUAGAAUCAUUAAAAAAAACUAAUGCAUCUCCGUGCGAUCCAACUUUCCUUCUGAGCUGUGCUCCCUGCAAUGUGAUCUGCUCUAUUAUCUUCCGGAACCGUUUUGAGUACAGUGAUGAGGAAUUCCUAGCUUUGAUAAAAUAUAUCAAUGAAAAUGCAAGACUUGCAAGCACCUCCUGGAUAGAGCUCUACAAUGCUUUCCCCUUUUUAAUACAUUAUCUCCCAGGAAGUCAUAAUACACUAUUUAAAAACAUAAUUGAGCAAAGAAAGUUCAUUUUUGAGAACAUAAAGAAACACCAAGAAUUCCUUGACCUCAGUAACCCUCAAGACUUUAUUGAUUACUUCCUGAUUAAAAUGGAAAAGGAAAAGCACAAUAAGCAGUCUGAAUUUACCAUGGACAACUUGAUCACUACUGUAUGGGAUGUAUUUACUGCUGGAACAGAGACAACAAGCAUGACUUUGAGAUAUGGACUCCUGCUCCUGCUGAAGCACCCAGAGGUCACAGCUAAGGUCCAGGAAGAGAUUGACCGUGUGAUUGGCAGACACCGGAGCCCCUGCAUGCAGGACAGGAGCCGCAUGCCCUACACGGAUGCCGUGGUGCACGAAAUCCAGAGAUACAUCGACCUGGUGCCCGGCAGCAUGCCCCAUGCAACAACUCAGGACGUUAAAUUCAGAGAAUACAUUAUUCCCAAGGGCACAGCCAUAGUAACAUCUCUGACUUCUGUUCUGUAUGAUGGCAAAGAGUUUCCCAAUCCAGAGCAGUUUGACCCUGGUCACUUCCUGGAUGAAAGUGGCAACUUUAAGAAGAGUGACUACUUCAUGACUUUUUCAGCAGGAAAAAGAGUUUGUGUUGGAGAAGGCCUGGCCCGCAUGGAGCUGUUUUUAUUCCUGGUCAGCAUUUUACAGCAUUUCACUUUGAAAUCUCUGGUUGAUCCAAAAGACAUUGACACUACCCCAGCUCUCAAAGGGUUAGGCUCUAUAGCACCCUUCUAUGAGGUCCGUUUCAUUCCAGUCUGAACAAAGGCCAGCUAGGUGCACGCUGUCCUAUGUGUUAGCUAUUACUCUGCUCUCCCUUAACAUCAGGAAAGACAUUCCUGAGCCCUGCCUCUUCUAAUUUUCUUUAAGAUUCAGUUCAAAUUUCCGUGCAUGAAAUACAGCUCAUUGUUUCAUUGCCAGUAAAAUUGUGUCUUACAAUUUUGAGGUCUUAAGCUACGUCUCACCCACGGUGUAUACUGAAUGAAAGAUAUCUUAUAAAUGUCAUAUUUUGUUUUAUGAAAGUUAAAAUUGCAAAUUA